CCAACCUACGAGAUUCCCAACGCCGGACGGGUAGACAGCUCAGAGCAACCUUCCUAUUCGGAGGUUGUUAUUGUUGCCAUUCAUUUAUACAGGUGUUGGCGAGAUCCACCUCACCUUAUCGCAAUUCCAGUGUUCCAGAGUUGAGUAGCGAAAGAUUCCAUAUAACUCUCUGCGACAAAGAAUUGUGCGAUGGCGGGGGACGAGGAAGAAGUGGAGAUUUGCAGAGUGUGUCGGUGUCCCUCUACUCCGGACCAACCUCUCUAUUACCCUUGCAAGUGUUCCGGGAGUAUGAAAUACGUUCACCAAGAUUGCUUGGAAGAAUGGCUCCAACAUAGCAGGAAGCGACAAUGCGAAAUCUGUAAUCAUGCCUUCGCGUUCACCCCCAUCUAUUCAGACCGAGCACCCGAACGAAUAUCCGUGUGGUUUUUCUUGUCUAUAGUGUCGCGCCGAAUUGUGUCGCUUGCUCGCCUUUAUCUCCGCGUGUUUUUCGCCGCGUUCGUGUGGCUCAUAUGGGUUCCGUAUUUCACAGUUUGGGUUUGGAGGAUCUACUUCAAUCCACGGUUUCUCUUCAAUUCUGUCGGUGCUGGGAGUACGAUGGUUUGGCAAGCUGUUGCGAUUUACAAAACUAUUUGGGCGCCAGUAAACACUAUAUCCCCUGGAAAUGAGACGAGAACCGAUCUGAUCGAUGUUGUUGAUGGGGUAGCUCAUCCCAGCAAUCUGAACGCGGCAGACUAUCGAAAAAUACUGAAUACCUUUUUUACCGAUGUGUUUGAGGGGCAGAUUAUAGCAUCCGUAGCGGUUGUCAUUUGUCUCGCGUUCCUGUGUUUGAAGGAGUACGUUGUUAUGAAUACGCCUGUGGAUCCCCAAGGAAAUCCGGUGAAUGUUCCAGAUGAAGCAGCAGCGAUGGCAGAAGCACCUCCAUUGGUAGAUAGGCCUGUGCAGCCCAUAUUUGUCAGAAGGGAUAGAUUACCCUUGAAUGAUGUACAUCCUCGUGAGCAAAUGGAUCAAGCAGAAGGCGCCCCAUUCAUAGAACCGAACCCAGUGGAACGAAGAGACGAAGGACAGCAGGACGAAGGCGAAGCUAAACCCGCAAAUAUGAUUGCUGGUUACGAUUUGGGCGAACCUUCCAAUGCACAACACCGUAAAACUGGUCUGCAGCAGAACGGCGAAGAUGUGGAUGGAAGACCACAUACUAAGACGGAUUAUGAUGCAUUUUCCCAUGGCAAAGCUGCACGUAUCUUGGGUAAUGACCAGGAAAGCAGUCUUACCACGAGAGCUCCUCGAGGUAAUGUUGGCGAGCGGCUUGAGUAUGGGGCGGUUAGAUCGCUGGAGGACGAGCAGAACGAGUACGCUGGUCCGAAUAAUCGUUUAAUCAAUAUCGGGACGUCUUCUGACAACCAUUGGUCUGCGCUACGUGACGAUCGUUUAUCUUCAUCAGAGGUGACCGGGGGCGAGAUAAAUGGCUCAGUAGCUGACUUUGAAGGAACCUCAGACCUCGGAAGCACGAAUAAGCUGUCAACAAACUCACUCUCUGAUGGUGCUCGGACACCCUUCCCAGGAUUAAACGAUUCUGACUUGAUUGAGAGAGAAAGAAAACUCAUUUCAGCUGCAAUUUAUGAUGAGAAACAAUAUCGAGAAAGGCAUUCUGCCGGCUCGGAAACUGGAAAGGGCAAAAAUACAGCAACAUCCGCAAACGAACUGGAGGGCGGUAGAUCGGACGCUUUGACACUGGCUCAAAGUGCAUCACAUGAUGCACAGCCAAGUUCAGGGGACGCCUCGAGCUCUUUUCACGUUGAGGCUAGCGAAGGAAAUGGUAAAGCGUCCUCUAUCCAUAUGGAUGCGGAGCACAACUUUGGAUGGGAUACCGGACUGCCAGAAAACAGGGUCUUCCAGGGUCAAAGUGGUUCAGCUCAUCUACCAAGAAGCCUCAGUGCUGUUAGGUUACAGCACGCUGAAACGGAUCUGGAGACCUACAGGAGAAGGCGCUCCUCAAUGUCUGAUUUGGGGCCGCCUGCAGGUCAAGUGCCGAAUGGAUUUCGCCCAGAAAACACACCCGCGCUUGGCAUGGCGCCCGUACCCGUCAUGCCCCCAAUACAGCGGCCACCAGUGGAACAGCCGCAACUUCCUCCCCCGCCUGCACAAGCGCCAGCUCCACCUGCCCCUGUGGUGGAUCCGAAUCCAAACGCUGACAACAACGAUGUCAACGCAUUCUUAGAGCUAGUCGGGGUACAAGGCCCUCUGGAAAAUCUGGCGCAAAAUGUCACCAUGGUUUUGCUAGUCAUCAUAGUAGCAUUGGGUAUUGGUGUACUAUGGCCUUAUCUCACAGGACGCUUCAUGGUGUGGCUCAUUAAGGAUAUUUAUGCACCGAGUCUUGAGUGGAUCGUCGGAAGCCUGCAGAAGGUAACUGAUCCCGUGCUAGACCCGGUUGUAGACGUUACCGUGUGGUGCAUCAGACUCCUUGGUAUCAGAGCGGGACGGGGUGGCAAAUGGCGAGAAGGACUUGGCACCGUGAAAGGAAAUCUGACCUCCUACAAUGUGACGGAUGUUCUUCCAAAAAACCUGACUGAAGGUGUUAAUGAGGUUGGAACAGGCAUCAGAGCAGGUGUAGCACCGGUAAAUGACGUGAAAGUGCCUGUCCAUGCGAAUGUCCUCGAGUUGAUGGAACAAGUAGCCGAUCUGGAGGCGCAGGUGGAAGAGCUUGGAGAUGGGUUCAUUAGAAACGAAGCCACCGUGAAGGACGCUGCCGAUGUUUCACCAGAAGGAUCUGCCAGUAAUGGGUCUGCAGAUCUGCCAGAAGGUUCUCCGGAAGCAGCCAGGGAAAAGGACGCUAUGGAAAACUUGAAAAAACGCGCUGCCGACAGGAAGACCACAGGCGGGGACGGCCGAAAGGGGAAAAGGGUGGCGGGUGUUCCGGACAAGGUUUUGUUUACAGCUGUUGGGUACACUACCCAUGGCUUCUUCAUCAUGGACUAUGCCAGAAGAACAGGCUUGCUGCAGCAUCCGUACGCUCAAACCGUGAAGCGUAUCAUGAUGAAAUGGGUCCUAUAUGUGAUCAUGGCCGCAAAGUUUUCAUUCUUCCUUACUAUCGAAUUGGGAAUUUUCCCCUUUUUCUGCGGCGUCCUCAUUGAUAUAUGUACCCUUCCAGUGUUUGGCCCUAGCGCCACAAUCGCUUCCCGCUGGGCUUUUUACAAUGCUCAUCCUUGGACGUCAGAGUUCCUCCACUGGCUGGCAGGUACAACUUUCAUGUUCCAGUUUGCUUUGUACGUUUCGACUGUUCGCGAGAUCGUUCGACCUGGUGUGAUGUGGUUUAUUCGAGACCCCAACGAUCCGCAGUUUCAUCCUAUGAACGACAUUUUAGAACGCCCGGUUCUGACACAACUCAGGAAGCUGGCUGUUGGAACUAUAAUGUAUGCUGGCAUGGUUCUGGGAGGUGUAGGCGGUUUUGUUUCUCUUGUAUGGAGUAUAGAUCGACUUUUUGGUAUAAAAGAGGGUCCCGGGAAAAUUUGGCCUUUACAAUGGGAUCUUAGCAUCCCGGUGUCAGAAUUUCCUAUUGACCUGCUGAUUUUUCACUUCGUGGUGCCGUGGACCGUCGCGUGGAUCCGUCCCAAACGCAUUCUCCGUUGGCUGGUCGAUCAAUGGUUCAGAUGGACUGCGAGAAGGCUACGCUUAACGAGUUUCCUAUUUGGGGGUGCUCACAAAGAUGAGGAAUCAGAUGAUGAGGUCGAGGUUGAAGUAAACGAUGCCACAGAGGAAAUAGUGUAUCACGAUGAGGCAGCCCCUAGCGCGAGCGCAGAUAGUCCAUCGUUGGAGGGCAAUGGAACGGUCGAGCAGCCAGCAGCCCCUGCCCACUCGCAGGAGCAACCUCUUCCUACAAGUGCAGGCUCAUCAAGCUCUGACCGUGCUGAUGACGCCGAUGAUGAGUGGGAGGAUGAGGAAGUGAUUGUUCUUAACGGGCCGGGUCCAAGGACUCCGCCAUCCACAACAACCGGCAUAAAACGUAAGAGAUGGCGACCUCGACGGGAGUAUCGAUAUAUGAGGGUGCCCAACCACGAUCAUGUAGAAGUAAUUGCCGGGCAGAAGAUGUUGAUACCACUCAAGUUUGGAGAAGGGCUGAUGGGUAGAGAGGGUGAAACCGAGGAGGAAGUGAGAGUCAACUGGACAAAGGUGUAUGUUCCGGACAGAUUCAAGAUCAGGAUUGCGGUACUGUUGCUAUUUCAGUGGGUUUGUGGAGUGGUUCUAAUGACAACCGUGAUAGUGGGACCACUGUAUCUCGGGCGUAUCAUAUCCAUCGAAAUCUUCCAAUGCCUACCUGAAUUAGACGUUUUUGCACCGGCAAACCCCACGACAAGCGACGUUCUCCCUCGGAGAGCCAUUCGCCCGGACCUUCCGCCCUUCCGGCCAUUGGGUACUGGGCGCGCGUCUGUGGUUGAUGGCCAUACCGCUCCACGGACCGCCGGUGGUCCUCCGACAAGAGCAUUGGUUCAGGCAGUGCUUCAGGACUGGGCUCUGGGAGCUGUAUACAUGAAGAUAGCGUGGGCGCUAGUGAUGGUGGGACCAGACACGGAAGUUAAGCGGGUGCUGACAGAGUUAGUUCGGGGUGGCGUACGCCGUUUACGUGUUGGUCCCAUCUGGCAAAAGGUCUUGUUCCCGUUAGUUGCUAUAUGCAUUGGACUGGCAGCUGGCCCUUGGGCCCUAGGGAUUCUGAUGCAGAUGAUGGUAAAGGACGGCACCGUAUCAACCGAUGCGUUACGGUGGGUUUUCCCCGGUGCACUGCUCUCGUCACUCCUUGGAGGCAUUCUUUGGGUACUUGUGGGUUUUGUAAAGAGAUGGAUGGAGCAAGUUAAAGAAGAAGAAUUUUUAGUAGGGAGGAAGCUUCACAAUUUGGAAGAUACUGGCGAAGGUGGGAAUGAGCAGGCGGUCGCUGGAGAAGAAGUAGUAGGGUAGAUGCAAAAGAACUUGCGGGAACGGGGCUAUGGUACUUGUAGAUCGUAUGCAUUUUAUUUGUAAAUCCAGCAUGAUGUUUUCCUUUUGCACCAAAACAAUGGAGUUUAGGAAUGUCUAUUCA
Molecule: messenger RNA, 5065 nt
Organism: Spizellomyces punctatus DAOM BR117
Lineage: Eukaryota; Fungi; Chytridiomycota; Chytridiomycetes; Spizellomycetales; Spizellomycetaceae
Exons: 12
Coding region: 190-4944 (1584 amino acids)
Cellular component (GO): endoplasmic reticulum membrane
Molecular function (GO): zinc ion binding
Source: RefSeq, a predicted model, not a curated record